AUGCAGACCUCUUUCGUCGCUCUUCUUGCUCUCUCGGCUAGCGCCCUAGCUAUGCCCUCUGCUCCAGCCCCGUCCGAGCAGUUCACUUGCCAGAACGCUACCGAGGGCUUCGCCUGGUCUAUGACUCUCUUCCUGUACGAGUCCGCUGAGAUCUUUACCACGCCUUCGCACCAGAACGCCGACGGCAAGGUUUCCUUCAACAUCUCGAACCCGGGCCUGCUGUCGCUCCAGUCUUCCUCUGGCUGCAGUGGCGACUCGGUCCAGUACCCGGACUACUUCUACGGCAACACUGUCUACGAGUGCAUUGACCCCCGGACCGACACUAACACCAAGACGACCUUCGCCUACGACUCCCCGUCUGCUCUCCUUAGCGUCAACCAGACCUGGACCUGCCCGGAUGCGACCAACCCUAUCACCUUCUUCGCCGCUGGAUCUGUUAACCUUACUCUGAUUACGAGCAAGAGGAACUACUCCAACCCUGACUGGAAGAUGGGCGAGACCUAUUCUAGCAAGACUACCGUCAGCAACGGCCCGUAUUUGGUCCCCAUUACGGCCUUCCACAUCUCCGCCAUCGCUUAA
Grosmannia clavigera kw1407 is the source of this 579-nucleotide messenger RNA. RefSeq lists its product as uncharacterized. The record is from RefSeq and is a predicted model, not a curated record. Lineage: Eukaryota; Fungi; Ascomycota; Sordariomycetes; Ophiostomatales; Ophiostomataceae. Bases 1 to 579 code for a protein of 192 amino acids. The transcript has a single exon.